AAUCAUCUCGCCAUUUUUCAACUGUUUAUAAUUUAAUCACCAUACCACCACCCUUUUGCAUCACCUCGAAAUUUCUUCACCAACUGAAAGCUUCCAUUGAAAUCUGCUUCACAUCUUCGUCUUCUUCAUUUCUUAGUUGCUCUCAUAACACAUACCAAAAUAUGUUAGUUUUGCUUUUGAAAUUCGUUUUCUCCCUAGUCACCACGUUAUCGAACUUGGUGACUCGAUCGAUCUUCAUCGCGACUGCGUACGUCCUCGUGGUGUUGAUCCAAGCUUUCAAGGUACCCGGCGAAGCCCUCCAAGUGGCGUUGGAGAAAUUAGCGGACGCGAUCAGGGUAUGUUUCGAGUACUUCUUCGAGAUGAUUGUCGAGCUGAUGGGGUUUUUGAUCUCUACGGUUUUCGAUUUUUUUGUCGAUGCCGUGACUACGUCAGCUUCGGUUUCUGGGGAAGCUGUCGGUACGCUCGUCGAGAAGACACGAACGUCGCUUCAGGAGUUGUUGACGGGUUUGCCAGAGAUCGCCGAAGAGUUUUCGGAGAUGGUUUCGACGGUGGUGACGGAUUUGUGGAACAAUUGCAUGCAAGCUUUGGGAUAUGUUACGGAAAAUGCUUGAUUCUAAUAUAAGGUUAAUAAAUAACGGCUCGCUUGUUUUUGGCAAA
This is a messenger RNA of Gossypium arboreum, 657 nucleotides long. RefSeq lists its product as uncharacterized. NCBI's taxonomy places the organism in Eukaryota, Viridiplantae, Streptophyta, Magnoliopsida, Malvales, Malvaceae. The record is from RefSeq and is a predicted model, not a curated record. The transcript has a single exon. Bases 162 to 611 code for a protein of 149 amino acids.